Molecule: messenger RNA, 4690 nt
Organism: Brassicogethes aeneus
Lineage: Eukaryota; Metazoa; Arthropoda; Insecta; Coleoptera; Nitidulidae
Source: the annotation of a GenBank genome assembly
CCCAAAAUGACGAAAAUUAUGCAGUAAAAAGCCAUUUAAGUGAUAAUAGAGUUUAAAUAAGGUAAUAUAAAGUGUUUAAGUUUGAUAUAAGUGCGCUUUGGGGGUUUUAGGAGCCUAAAUUCAGGUAAAAUCGUGAGUUUAGUGUUUUUAGUUGCAUUACCCAUGAUGCACUUUGAGUGGGAGUGAUAUGUCUAGUGGAUGUCUCGAAGUCAAAUGUCUCUAUGAUUUGUACGGCGUACGGGCUGAAUUAAAUGGAAUUUGUGAUGUUUUUCGUGCCGAAUGCGUACGUUGUGAGCGAGUUUAUUUGAUAGAAAUGUGAUAUUGUUGUUAGUUACGACACCGAGCAGUGUAGAAAAUCCGUGGCGGCAUUAUUGGUGACGUAGAGUCUCCAUUGUAUCUGUGUCCCAGCUUCGACCUUGCAAGGCGAAAACAUGAUAGACUUUGCUAUAAAUGAUAUACGACGACUUCAAAUCUAUAUGGUGUUCAAAAUACUCUGAAAACCCCCAAAAACACUAUUGAAAUAAAGGGUUAAUUAAUACACUUCCUUAACACCAUGUCGGCCAGUCAGCUUCUGGACUCUUGUGUCUUGGUCAAUAGAAGAGUGGAACAGAGGCAAGAGCAUACCAUAACCCACACUGAAAUAACACAAAGGAGAGUAAUACCAGAGAAGGGUCCAGACAUGCAGCAAUAUAAGGGUCCAGACCUAUCGAGCUCAUUAAACGAGGGUAUAUACCACACGCAUAGCAAUGGACAUUCAGAGCACUCGCCAAACUCCAGUCACAUGUCUGUACACAGCGACGAGCCUCUAGUGAGGGGACAAAAACAGCAGACGAGCCAACAGGUGACCAGCGUGACGAAAGUGGUCAGAGAAGUCCAACAGUUGGGCGAGCAAUCUGGCGAAUACAUUCCCGUACCUUUAGGACUGUACCCGCACAGUCACGCGUCUCAGUACGUCGACUACAUUGAACAACCCAGCCAACACAUGUAUUCGCAAUACCACCAAUACCCGCACUACCAAGACUACGAUCACUACCCCAAUCCGUAUGGCACGUAUAUGGGCUACGGGGCCGGGGCGGAACGGUCGGCCACCUCUCCGAGUCCCAGCGAGCACAGCGGCGACCCGUCGCCCCUGCCGAUGCCGCUGGCCGCGCAGCCCAACGCCCAGUAUCUGGGCUCGGGCUACGACGAGAUGCCCGAACACUACCGAGUGACGCCCUCGCCGGCCGGCCCUAUCGGCCUGGAUCCCUACCAGGACGAUCAGGGCGUCGUCUACGGCUACGUGUCGCCCUCCCCGUACGCGCAGGCCCCCGGUCACCAGAUGCAAGGCUCGUACGACGCCCGCCCGUACGAAGACACGCUGAACGGACCGGUGCCGGUACCGGUGCCGGUGCCGGUGCCCAACAUGCGCAUGUUCGAGGACGAGGAGCUGUCGAAGCACAUCGGAAAGAUGUCGCUGCACGGGCACAACAGCCACGGCAGAGCACACAACAUCUCGUCGCCGGGCAGCAUCGGCGGCGGCGGCGGCGGCGAGGACGAUCAAAGAGGGAUGCGCUGGCGCGAUCCCAACCUGACUGAAGUGAUCGGCUUUCUUAACAACCCCAACAAUGUGAUCAAAGCGAAUGCUGCCGCCUACUUGCAACACCUUUGCUACAUGGACGACCCCAAUAAGCAAAAGACUAGAGCACUGGGAGGCAUACCUCCGCUCGUUAAGUUAUUAAGUCACGACAGUAUUGAAGUAUUUCGAAACGCAUGCGGUGCGCUUAGAAAUCUAUCGUACGGCAGGCAGAAUGACGAGAACAAAAGGGCGAUCAAAAAUGCCGGCGGAAUACCGGCACUCAUUAAUCUACUGCGCAGAUCGAGCGAACCGGAAAUAAAGGAGCUCAUCACCGGUGUCAUUUGGAACAUGUCUUCGUGCGAGGACCUCAAACGGAACAUUAUCGACGACGGCGUGCUCACCAUCGUCACCUACAUUAUAAUUCCGCACUCCGGCUGGGACCCGCAAGGCAACCACGGCGAAACCUGCUGGUCGACGGUGUUCAGAAACGCGUCGGGAGUCCUGCGGAACGUCAGUUCGGCCGGCGAGUACGCCAGAGUCAAAUUAAGGGAAUGCGAGGGACUGGUCGACGCACUGCUCUCUGUCGUACGCUGUGCCAUCGAAAAAUCCAAUAUAGGAAACAAAAUCGUCGAGAACUGCGUAUGCAUCCUACGAAAUUUGUCUUACCGAUGUCAAGAAGUCGAAGAUCCCAAUUACGACAAAAACCCUCUGCCCACGCAGAGCAGAGUAGCUGCAGCAAACUCGUCAAAAGGUGAAAAUUUGGGGUGCUUUGGCGGCAGUAAAAAGAAGAAAGAAUCCUCGUCGGCAUCGAAUUCCGAGAAGGACGGUCAAUUUGGCGGUUCGGUAUCGAAUUCGGGCGGCGUCGGUAACUCGUCGGCGCGCGGCGGCGAACCGGUGCGCGGAAUGGAGUUGCUAUGGCAACCGGAAGUGGUGCAAUCGUACUUGGCGUUGCUGCAGAGCUGCUCGAACCCCGAAACCCUGGAAGCCGCGGCCGGCGCUUUACAGAACUUGGCGGCUUGCUAUUGGCAACCGAGCAUAGAAAUAAGAGCGGCCGUGAGGAAAGAGAAAGGUCUGCCGAUUUUGGUGGAACUGCUGCGCAUGGAAGUGGACAGAGUGGUGUGCGCAGUUGCGACUGCGCUAAGGAAUUUGGCCAUUGAUCAGAGAAAUAAAGAGUUGAUUGGGAAGUACGCGAUGAGGGAUUUGGUACAGAAGUUGCCGUCUGGGAAUCCGCAACACGACCAAGGCACGUCCGACGACACGAUCGCAGCCGUUCUGGCCACGCUAAACGAGGUAAUCAAGAAGAACGCCGAAUUCUCUCGAUCACUUUUAGAGGCCGGAGGAGUGGAAAGACUGAUGACCAUCACGCGGCAGAGGCAGAAGUACACGCCGCGCGUCCUCAAAUUCGCCGGGCAAGUUUUGUUCACGAUGUGGCAGCAUCAAGAGCUGCGGGACGUGUACAAGAAGCACAGCUGGAAGGAGCAGGACUUUGUGACCAAGACGGUGGCGGCCAGGAAUGCCGGCCCGAACUCGCCCAACAACGCGAACAGCACCCUGAACAGACCCAUGGCCUCGCAAAGCGGCACCCGCUACGAAGACAGAACCAUGAAACGCCAGGCGCCGCCGCAACGCGCCGUCGGCGGCGGAGUACCGCAACUCUAUCAAAGGAAUGACGAAGUUCCAAUGGCAGACAUGACAUACCCGGAUUCGACUUCAACGUUGGGUAGAUCAUACCCACCAGGGCCCGGUCAAAACCCUCCACCACCGCAGCCCGAGCCGCUCUAUGCGCAAGUCAACAUGGAGAAGAAGCGCAACCGCCAGCCGAGUCUGGGAAACGCCAGCUUGAAUCAGCAGGGCCAAACGGCAGCGCAACCCCCGCUCACUAGUCUACCCGCUGGAAAAGACUCAUGGGUCUAAUAUUUUAUUAAAACGACUUAAACGAUAACACAAAACUAUAUAUACAUAAAUAUAUCCUAUUCCUCAGACCCUGGACCCAUACCACACCUAUACACUUGCCAGGAAGAGUCAAUUUUUGCCAUUGCCAUAAAAACCACCCCCAUCAAAUUUCAUUCAAAUUUAACCAAGCUCAAAAGCUUACGCUUAUUACUACUGUGAAAAUUGAUUUUUCCCACGCAUUGUCCACCUCCCAACAAUUGUAUAUCAAUGUUCUGUCUCUCAGAUAUAAUGCACUGAUUAUUCUUAUAUUUUGUAUUAUUAUUUUUGUGGUUUACUGUGAUGUGCUUUGCCUGUACAUAUUCAAUUUUAAUUUUUCCUAUCAUUUUGACUUUAUUCUAUCCAACUAGUUUAACACAACACAGAUAAAAAUAAUAACACAUGUGCAAUGCAAUGCAAUGCCAUUAAUAUAAUUUGUAUAUAUUUCAAUUUGCCUAAAUCUACGUUAAUGUAGGAAUUUUUUGUACUGAUUAUAUUUAUUUGUAUAAAUUGGGAUUAAAGCUAUGCCUAGGGGCGUUUGUGUAAUUAUUUUUUAUUAUUAUUUCUCUAAAUUGAUUGUUAAAUAAAGUUCUGUAAAAUAUUUUGUACAAUUAUGAAAUUUCUAUUUUCAGGUUUAAACUAAACUAUUUGGUCGCCUAAUAAAAAAAUAAUCAAAAUACAUUCCAAUGAUGUUUUAAAUCUGUGGUGUGAGUAAUAGAAAUUGUUGGACUGCCAUUGGGCACUUGUUUUUGUUUUUUUAUAUUGAGAAUAUUUAAUUUGUUUUUUUAUUAAUUUUUACGUAAUCUAGAAUAAAUUAUACACCAUACCUACACGAUGACAUAUUCAAACAUUACAAACUUAUAUAAUUGUAUACAUAGCUAGAAAAUAAGAUAAUUCGCUGUUUAAAAAUACAUUAUUAUCACAGGGUGUACAUGUUGCUUCAAUUGUGUACAUUUUUUUAACGACAACAAAAAUUAAACCACCCUGUCUUUUUUUCAUUUUUUUUUUGUUCAACACAUAAGUCUGAUAUAAGUUUUUGAUGUAUCAAUGUGUCCUAUAUACCUAUGUAUUACAAAGGCUUUUUGUAUGUUUAUAAAGAUUAUUUAAUACUCAGAUCUUUAUUAAAUUAAAGUAAAUCCAAUUAUUAGGACCAUUUCAAAUAUACCAUAGUCAAUUUAAUAUUGUUUAUAAUAAACUUACUAUAAU